Molecule: messenger RNA, 996 nt
Organism: Acyrthosiphon pisum (pea aphid)
Lineage: Eukaryota; Metazoa; Arthropoda; Insecta; Hemiptera; Aphididae
Product: zinc finger BED domain-containing protein 5-like
Source: RefSeq, a predicted model, not a curated record
UUUGGACCGCUUUCCAACGAUACCGUUAGGCGUAGAAUUAACGAUAUAUCAACUCACAUAAAAUCGGAAUUAAUAUCUCGUCUUAAAUGUAAUAAUUUUGCUUUACAAAUGGACGAAUCCACUGACGUUUCUGGAUUAGCUGUAUUGCUUGUAUUCGUUAGGUAUAAAUAUCAAACUUCUCUUGAAGAAGACCUCUUAUUAUGUCAACCUUUGUCCACUUAUACAACUGGUUAUGAAAUCUUCAAUAUGUUGAACAAUUUUUUUGAAAUAGAAGGAUUGACUUGGGAUAAUUGUAUUGAUAUUUGUACAGAUGGAGCGAAGGCAAUGGUUGGAAAAACUGCUGGCGUGGUUUCGCGAAUUAAAGAAGUAACCAACAAUUGUAGUAAUAGUCAUUGCAUUCUUCAUCGUCAAGCACUUGCUAUUAAAAAGAUGCCAAUACCUCUUAAAAAUGUACUUGAUGAGGCAGUGAAGAUUAUAAAUUUCGUAAAAUCUCGACCAUUGAGCACAAGACUGUUCACAAUUUAAUGUGAAGAUAUGGGAAGUAUGCACAAAUCACUACUUUACCAUACCGAAGUAAGAUGGCUUUCUCGGGGAAAAACACUUGUACGCUUACUCGAAUUGCGCAAUGAAUUGUACGUUUUUUUCACCGAUCACCCAUUUAAUUUACAGCUCAGACUUAGUGAUAAAAUUUGGUUAUUUCGACUUAGUUACUUGGCUGAUAUUUUUACAAAAUUGAAUGAAGUGAACUUAUCAAUACAAGGUAUGACCACCGUUUUCACGGCAAAUGACAAAAUUCGAGCUUUAAAAAAAAAAAUUAAAUUUUGGGCUGUGUGUUUUUCUCAACAUAAAAUUGAUAGUUUUCCUUUGUUAAAGGAAUAUUUAGAAUCGAUUGAUGGUAAUAUUGAAGAUUUUGAUGAAAUAUAUGGCGAAAUUGAACAACAUUUAAAUGAAAUACUAUCGUCAUUAGAAAAAUAUUUUCCAGAAGUAAAGACAUAG